This is a messenger RNA of Sesamum indicum (sesame), 1019 nucleotides long. Its product is annotated as non-specific lipid transfer protein GPI-anchored 26. Gene Ontology annotation, molecular function: lipid binding. Gene Ontology annotation, biological process: lipid transport. NCBI's taxonomy places the organism in Eukaryota, Viridiplantae, Streptophyta, Magnoliopsida, Lamiales, Pedaliaceae. The record is from RefSeq and is a predicted model, not a curated record.
UUAAGCUACAUUUCUAAAUCCAACUACAGACAGUCCCCUCCUCAAAAAAACCUUUGAAUAUCAAAUAUAUGUCCUAAGACUUCAAGAGUUGGAGAAAGUUGGUAAACCACACACCCCCUACCUCCCCACCUCAGGUCUUCAUUUGACUCCUCGCCCCGGUCUCCACUUAUAUAAACCCCAAAACCAUGACCAAGGCUUUCCAUCAAACACCAAACCUCUUCCCCAUCCCACAAGCAUUUCCAAGAAACUGACACUCAAUAACUUCAUCAAUGGCUCAUCAAGAAGUUUCAGUGGGCCUAGCUUUGAUUCUUGUCAGCAUGCUUUGGGCUGGCACCAUGGCUCAAUCGACUGAUUGCACCAAUGUCCUCAUCAGCAUGUCUCCGUGCCUCAACUACAUCUCCGGCAACUCCUCCACCCCGUCUUCCGCCUGCUGCACACAGCUUGGCACGGUGGUGAGGUCCCAACCGCAAUGCUUGUGUGAGGUGCUCAAUGCCGGAGGUUCAAACCUAGGCUUGAACAUCAACCAAACUCAGGCUCUAGCCUUGCCUACAGCUUGUAAUGUCCAAACUCCCCCUGUCAGCCGAUGCAAUGCUGCUUCUCCAUCUGGCUCUCCUGGUUCAACACCAAGUUCUCCUAAAACAGAUCCAGGGAGUGGAUCAAAAACUGUUCCAUCUUCAGGAAGUGGUUCCUCAGAUGCAAACUCCAAUAAGUUGGCUGUUUCUAUGCUAUUCAGCCUUCUUUUCAUAGCGUCCUAUGUUUCAACGCUCAACAUAGCCUGAUUCUUCAAAUUCAGACAUCCUUUUUUUCUUUACGAAUUAGACAUACUGAUAUUACUCAUGGCAUGGAUUCUUGUUUCUUUUCUUACUUUUUUCUUUUUUGGUGAGGAAGUGGGUGGGUGGAGGGUCUUUCUAUUUUGUGACCUGUUUCUUGGAGUCUUAUCAAAUUUUGUAUCAUGGUUGAGGAGAUUGUUCUCGGUCUUCUCUUUACAGUAAUAAAGAUUAUUCCUUGUGUACAUAAAA